Molecule: messenger RNA, 1124 nt
Organism: Glycine soja
Lineage: Eukaryota; Viridiplantae; Streptophyta; Magnoliopsida; Fabales; Fabaceae
Product: cytokinin riboside 5'-monophosphate phosphoribohydrolase LOG1-like
Exons: 7
Coding region: 193-843 (216 amino acids)
Biological process (GO): cytokinin biosynthetic process
Cellular component (GO): nucleus; cytosol
Molecular function (GO): hydrolase activity, hydrolyzing N-glycosyl compounds
Source: RefSeq, a predicted model, not a curated record
CAGAUUAUUUAUUUAAGAGAUUAUCUGGCACCAGUUCUAUCUCACCACUUCAAUUCUUCUACUUAACUAGCAUAAAAAUCACGUUUGCAAUUCUGCGUGUUCUUUCCCCACCCUUCAUUAUACGUACAUAUUCAUCCACCCACCCUCUAGCUACCAAUAAAAUUGUUCACUUUCACUAAUUAAUUUUAUAGUAUGGAAAUUGAAGAGCAAACGAUGAAAAUGAUGAUGAAGUCGUCGUCUAGGUUCAGACGUAUCUGUGUUUUCUGUGGCACCAGCCCUGGCAAGAACCCCAGCUACCAACUCGCUGCCAUCCAACUCGCCAAACAACUUGUGGAGAGGAACAUCGACUUGGUUUAUGGAGGAGGGAGCAUUGGGUUGAUGGGUUUAAUCUCACAAGUUGUGUUUGAUGGUGGACGCCACGUGUUAGGGGUGAUUCCAACAACUCUUAUGCCAAGAGAGAUAACGGGGGAAAGUGUCGGAGAAGUGAGAGCAGUGUCAGGCAUGCACCAACGCAAGGCAGAAAUGGCGAGACAAGCCGAUGCAUUUAUUGCGCUGCCAGGUGGAUAUGGCACCCUGGAAGAACUACUUGAAGUGAUCACCUGGGCUCAACUAGGAAUCCACGAUAAACCCCAGGUGGGGUUGUUGAACGUGGAUGGGUACUACAACUCGUUGCUGUCAUUCAUGGACAAUGCUGUAGACGAAGGUUUCAUUACACCCGCUGCCCGUCACAUUAUUGUCUCUGCCCAAACUGCCCAAGAUCUCAUGUGCAAGCUUGAGGAAUAUGUCCCGAAGCACUGUGGCGUGGCACCAAAGCAAAGUUGGGAGAUGAACCAACAGUUAUAAAAAAGUUAACACUGCAAAUUACCAAAUUCAGAUACUUGUCGUUAACCAAGUCGAAUCUACAUAUUUUCUCUACCCCAUUAGAAAAUAGCUUUCUCAAUACAAAUCAAGCCUUUUUUGGCUGACACUGUGUAAUUGCGGAUCAGAAUCUGAUCUGUAUGAUCAAAGAACGUAACACUAGAAAACUUCCAUCAUUAAUUGUUGGUGCUUAUAGAUUCUGUGUUAUAUAGUAAAGCUUGCUUCAGUGCAGUCAUGGGUACUUUCUAAAUAGCUUUUUCAAACAA